AGAACCGGUAGCUCCUGGGACCUCUUCGACACAAACCCUACUAACAGUCACAGCCUCCCUCCUCACCCAAGCGGCCUUAACCCGCUGCCUGGGAGGAGUGCGCCCCCUCCCUAACUCCCACUCUCAAGGGGGUUUAACUGCCAGUUUCCCCUUCCACUACCCUAAAACCCGCCAUAAUGCUCCAUUUCUAGGGUCAAGCAAGAGAAAGGACACAUUCGAUUUAAACGAGCGACGUCUUGCCCAGCAAAGACACCUGAGAGUCAACGUCGACUCCCCCCUCCCGAAGGAUAAAGAUGAGAAGCCCCCACCGCCUUGAAUCACAGUCCCCUCACCCUGCAAACCCCACGAACUCCCACGGAGACGACAAGCACUGACCUGUGAUGUUCACACACCAGACACCCGAACCCCGUUAUUUGCUCGACCCCCAAGGAGUCUCUUCACACCUCCGCGAUCAGACGAACCCCCGACAGCAGCCACUGCGGACACAGGACCCGGCUCCACACACCCCCUCCCCAAACAGCAGCGCGCAGCCUCUUCGCCAGGAGCCAAGGAGUAGGGGAGGGGGCACCCAGGCAGUCAACAGGAACGCAGAGGCGACGGCGAGGCUGCUCGGUGUGUCUGUGCCCCCUCUGUUGCCGCUCCCGAACUCAGGCACCGUCUCCGACUCGGCCCCCUGCGCCCGCUCAGUGUCACUGCUUCUCGCUCUGGGAAAAUGGCGGCGACGGCGGCGGCCGCGGCGGCGGCGGCGGCGGCGGCGGCGGCGGCAAGUGCACGGGGCCCGCCCGCCCCGCUCCGCAGGGGCAGGGGGGAGGGGACGAAGCUGUCCGCCGCCAUUUUGCUUGUGGGCUGCCGCCCGACCGUUGCCUCUCAACAGAGGCGCGAAGGUAACUGAAGAUAGUAGGAUGGAUAGAGUCUCAGUCUUUUUAACAACAGAUGCAUUCAACAGUUCACCAAAGGUUUGGGGGAAAAUUUCAACAUCUGAUGGAAUCGGUUCUUUACCCGUUUUCCCUGAGUAGCCCUCAUGUCUCGUUAACAAGUGAGCUUGGGCAUGCCACUAGGUGGAAGGAUGAUGACCGUAAGGCCUGGAUAGGUCCCCACCCCACACCCCGUCUCACAGUGCCCUCCUAAAGCAAUGCAUUUUCUUCCAUCCGCAAAACAACCUCAGCCCCAGCCUCCCCCUCCCCCGCCCCAGUCUGGCCUCCAGCGCAGGGUGAACCCGGCUGGGGUGUCACUCGACGCCCACUAGGGGACGAGGAACUUCCAGUGCGCAGGCUCCGGGCACCGGAUAAAAGCGGAGCUGGCGGGUACAGAGCCGUCUUGAUGGAGGAGCGAAACUGAAGAGGUCGGGGGGAGAAGCACCAGAAAACAUGCAGCCACCGCCAGCGCCGCCUCCCUGCCACCGUGUAUCGGGGCUGGAAGAGACUUCUCAGCAUCCCGGUGGCACCUGACUGUAUAUGGUGCAGCAGCAACACCAACUGGCAACACAAGCUUCCUCCAGAAGGCCCCACCCACAGCCUGUUCCUACUCAACUGGCAGAACAAACACAUCUGCAUUCCCAGACCAUGUGACUCUAAAGGACUUAGAGUUUAUUCAAUGACAUGCACAUAGGCUUGUAGGCAGAGCAGUUUACACACCAAUACCUUGGCUAUUUGUGCUAAUGGGGUGGGGGUGAAGUGAGGGCCUUGGGUAUAAUCCUCAGACUAUUUGCACUGGAGGGGCUUUAUCUGACUCUGGAAAUUGUGAGAUCAACAACUGAUAAUUUAGCCGGGUUGGGUUAGCACAUGCCAGUAAUUCCAGCUGCUAGGAAGGCUGAGGCGGGAGGAUCACAAUUUCGAGGCCAGCCUGACAACUUAGAGAUCUGCCUCAGAACAAAAAAUAAAAAGGGCUGUGAAUGUAGCUCAAGAGUAUCUCUUGAUUUAAUCCUCAGUACCAAAAGACAAAUAAAUAAGCAAAAACCUUAGGAGACAAAUUAUUAUAUAACUUAGGAGACAAUUAUUUGGAAGGCUGUGACAGGAAGAUUGAAAGUCUGAGACCAGCCUAGGCAAAAGUGGUAAUUUGAAUCUUGCAGUGUAGGUCAGUGGUAGAGUGCCUGCCUAGCAUGCCCUAGGCUGGGUUUGAUUUCCAAGCAAUUCUUGCACUUGUAUGCAUGUUUACAUUUGUGUGCCUAUGUACCUCUUUCCAAGGGGAGGGACCCUAAUUAUUACCAAAUUUUCAAAGAGGAGAGUGACCCCUAAAGGUUAAGAAUUGUUACUUUGGAAUUUAUUCAGAUAAUGGUCUGUUAAUUUAAUAUUAACUUUAGCUGAUUUUCAAUUAGUCUACCUUUCCUAGGAGAUUUCUGCUCAAGUGGCUUGGGAUUUGAUUAGGUUGUGGGAAAAUGUUAAGUAGAAUGACAAAUGUGUUACUAAUUAACCAGAGAAGUUUAAUACAGCAGUUAAGAGCUCAGCAUCUGGAGCAAGACUUCUGGGGUUCAAGGCCCAGCUUUGCUGUUCACUAGCUGCAUGAUCUUGGGCAAGUUCUUUAAGCUCUCCGAACUUUGGUUUCCUCCUCUGUAGACUGGGUAUGAUAAGUAGAGCACUACUUUAUAGUGUUGUAAGGAUGAGAUGUGCCAAUAAGCAUAAAGCUUUGUCAGGUGCAGUGGUGCUCAACUGUAAUCCCAGCUACUCAGGAGGCUAAAGCAGGAGGAUCCCAAGUGGGAGGCCAGCAUGAGUGAUAUAGCAAGACCCUGUCUUAAAAUAAAAAAUAAAAUUAAAGGAGAGCUGGGGAUAUAGCUCAGAGGUACAGUUCUCAUGGGUACAAUAACCAGUAGUACUUAAAAACAAACCAAAAACCAUAAAGUUUUCAAGGGAACAUCCUCUGGCCACUGAGGACUAGUCUGUAGUUCCUACUGCCACUGAGGGGGUAGGGGCAACCACUGAGUGGUCUUAAACUAUUCUUUUAUAGACAGUUAAACAAAAUGGAAAUAAGUUUGACGGAAAAAAAAAAAAAACCACCAGUUUCUAAAAGAACAAAAGUCUUUAGCACUAUAUAAAGUGAGUCAUUAUUAUUUGUUCUAUAACUUUCCUACUUAAGAGGGAGGACUUGUUAUUGAUAACAGUACCUUUGAGACAGAAAGAUGUCAGGGUUGUCCUUAUAAUUUCCCAGAAUAUCGGAAUAGUCUGGGUUCUCCCACUUCAAUCACUCCCCAGUUUCCUUUUUUUUUUUUUUUUUUUUUGAGGUGGUGGUCUGGUUGUUUCCCAAGCUGGUCUUGAGUU
Molecule: messenger RNA, 3251 nt
Organism: Sciurus carolinensis (gray squirrel)
Lineage: Eukaryota; Metazoa; Chordata; Mammalia; Rodentia; Sciuridae
Exons: 2
Coding region: 381-1016 (211 amino acids)
Source: RefSeq, a predicted model, not a curated record